Molecule: messenger RNA, 2783 nt
Organism: Annulohypoxylon maeteangense
Lineage: Eukaryota; Fungi; Ascomycota; Sordariomycetes; Xylariales; Hypoxylaceae
Product: DUF1793-domain-containing protein
Exons: 2
Coding region: 1-2469 (822 amino acids)
Biological process (GO): carbohydrate metabolic process
Source: RefSeq, a predicted model, not a curated record
AUGUGUAAUCUCGGCAAGUUGGUAGCCGGCGCCUCUUUGGUCCUUACUACCAUCUUGCCCAACGUUGUGGCUCAAGCCCCUCCAUUCACCAAUUUCACUGUCUAUCCAGAUAACGUCGAAGCCUCGUAUGUACCCAAAUACUAUCCCCUCAGACCCCCAGCCAUUCCUCUGGCCGUUAGGAGUCCGUACACAAGUGUUUGGUCUUCCACCGUCGGACAUGGGACACUUAAUAGCCAGAUGCCCAUAUUUUGGUUCGGUCAGGGGCUAGGAUGGGAAGGAAUCGUUGUUGUUGAUGGCAAUUCCUUUGAGUACAUGGGUAGCGUAAUCAACGACUUUCCAGAGCUAUCAUAUUUCAACACUACUGUACCCCUAGAGGUUAGAUUCGAUUCACAGUUUUCGAAUUUCACAUUUCUUGCCGGCCCAGUAAUCAUCACCACAAGCUUCUUCUCGCCCGUGAUACCCAAGGAUAUCUGCCGAAGCUCUAUUCCGCUCAGCUAUUUGACGACCACGGUCCAGUCGAGCGAUGGAAAGCCUCACCAUGUACAGUUCUACUCCGAUGUCAAUGCCCAGUGGAUCGGCCUAGGCAACGAAUAUGACAUCAUAAAGGAAUUCCAUACUGGUCCGGUAAAUGGGAAUGGGACGGGUAAUACCACUGACACGCCAACUAGUUGGAUAUUACGCCCAAGAUACCCUUCACUCUUUGCGGAGGCUAAUCAAAUUCCAAGAUGGGGGAAUUUUUCGUUUACCACAAGUCCAGUGGGAGCUUCCAAUUUUACGUACCAGAGUGGCUCUGCAACGAGCGUUCGAUUUGGGUUCGUGAACAACCGUCGGCUCAAUAACGAUGCCGGUUCAGUUACGCGGGGCUUUGGAAAUCAAGAACCUGUUUAUGCUUUUGCGCAUGAUAUGGGCGAUGUCCUCGAGACCUCUGUUCGCUACACGAUCGGCUCAAUUCAGUCACCCUCCGUGAGAUACCUUCACAAAGGAGGGUUGUCAAAUUUGGCGCCAUGGUGGGAAAAGUGUUACGGCGGGAUGCAUGAUAUGAUCAGUUUCCAUUGGAACGACUUUAACACAGCCGCUGCACUUGGACGCGAGUUUGAGACAAAGCUCAGAAGAGAUAUUAAUAUCUUUUAUAGAGGAACGUACGGAUACCUCGAACCUGGCAACGGAACCGGACUCGCUGUCCCAUUCAUCUCAGAGGCGGAAUCAUACUACGCAAUUGUAGCAUUAUCAGCGCGACAAGUAAUGGGAGCCUACGUAUUCGCAGUUCCUCCCUCCGUGCCCAACAGCUCAGAUUCCUCCAUAGAACCUCUAAUGUUCCAAAAAGAAAUCUCCAGCAACGGCAACAUAAACACCGUCGACGUCCUCUACCCCGCCUCCCCCUUCUUCCUCUACGCCAAUCCAACCCUGCUCAAAUACAUAAUGCAACCGCUCCUCGAGCUCCAAGAAGGCGACUUCUACCCCAACACUUACUCCACCCACGACAUCGGCGCACACUUCCCGCUCGCAACCGGCCACGUCGAAGGCACAGACGAAUACAUGCCUGUAGAGAACAGCGGGAACUUCAUCCUCAUGGCCUACGCGUACUACAAAUUCACCGGCGACGCGCGCUGGCUCACCGCGCACUACGAGCUGCUCUCGCAGUUCGCGCAGUACCUAAUCGACUUCUCGCUCGUGCCCUCCGCACAACUCAGCACAGACGACUUCGCCGGCGAGCUCGCGAACCAAACCAACCUCGCCAUCAAAGGCAUCGUCGGGCUGCAAGCGAUGUCCGCCAUCGCACGGAUAGUCGGGAACGACGCCGACGCAUCGUCCUUCGCCAGCACCGCAGCAGACUACUACGACCAAUGGGAAGACCUCGCCAUCGACCCAUCAGGGCGACACACGCUCCUCGCGUACCAAUGGCGGUCGAGCUGGGGGCUGUUAUACAACGUGUAUUUCGACAAGCUCCUCAACAUGGGCCUGAUCCGCCCGCGCGUGUACGACAUGCAGAGUCGAUGGUACGCGACAGUCUCCCAGGUCUUCGGCGUGCCGCUGGACAACCGCCACCACUACACGAAAAGCGACUGGGAGAUCUGGACCGCGGCGACGUGUUCGCGGAGCACGCGGCGCUUGUUCGUCAAUGCCGUCGCGUACUGGCUUAAUGCCACGACGACCAAUCUGCCGUUCUCCGAUCUGUAUGAGACGGUGGGCACGGGCGAUUAUCCGUUGUUGAUUGAUCAUUUUAGCGCGAGGCCGGUUGUGGGUGGUCACUUUGCCCUGUUGGCGUUGGGGAAGACGGGGCAGAUGGCGGGGGCCACGGGGGGAGAUACGACGGGGAGUUUGUUUGAGAAGAAUGGCACGGAUCCGUUGCCCCAUCCGGAUACGCCCUCGGUGCCCCCGUCGUAUGCGGGACCGGUGUUUAAGCCAAGGGCAGUGCGGAAGCAGGCUGUGAAGCCGGAUGUUUCGUGGCUUGAGAAGAAGGGUCGUUGAUGGUUUGACGUUAUCGAGGUGAUUUGUGGUAAGCGACGGUAUGCGAAAGUGGUACGGACAUUUUUGGUCUCGCGAUCUUGCUUUCUUUAGUUUUUUCACAGGUUGUCUUUUCCUACUUUUUCGCGUUGAGUUAUGUUCAUGGACAUGAUCGCAUUUACAUGCAUGUAAUGAGAUAUAAACGGCGUUUGUAGAGUCGCUAGACUACCUAGCUUUAGGGAUGUCUUAGGUGCUGAUCCUACUGGGUAGCUACCAUGAAUGCCAUAUAAGUCUUUCAUUUUUCAUGAUAGUGUGUCCAGCUCACUCUUCUGUUCUAC